AUGACCUCAAAAUACAAUCAGUUGCAGGAUCAACGGGCCCAGCUACCCACAUUUGAAUACAAACAAGACCUCAUUGAUGCUAUCCGUGAAUACAGUAUCCUUGUUAUUAUUGGUGAAACUGGCUCUGGUAAGACGACGCAAAUACCGCAGUAUAUUUUAGAGGAAUUACCAGAAUUGAGAAAGGUGGGCGUCACUCAACCAAGACGCAUUGCUGCCAUCACAGUGGCAAAAAGAGUCAGCGAGGAACAAGGCGACCGACUGGGGUCUCGUGUAGGUUACAAUAUUCGCUUUGAUGAUCGCACAUCAGCCGACACUCGGCUGGUCUACAUGACAGACGGCAUUUUGUUGCGUGAAGCUACCAUGGAUCCAUGCUUAACCAAGUACAAUGUCAUUAUCAUUGACGAAGCACACGAACGCACUUUGGAAACAGACGUCUUGUUUGGACUCUUGAAGCAAACACAUCGUAAGCGGCCUGAUCUCAAGAUCCUGAUCAUGUCUGCUACGCUGGACGUAGCCAAGUUUUCAGACUUUUUCAACGAGUGCCCUAUAUUCGAGAUCCCUGGAAGAACCUUUCCUGUGCAAGUGAUUUACUCGUUGGAUGCGCCGAAACUAGCCACGCUAAAAUCAGCCUUUGUGGAUCGUGCAGUAGAGACAGCGUGGACCAUUCAUACACAACAGCCCGAGGGCGAUAUUUUGGUGUUUUUGACAGGUCAGCAGGAUAUCGAAAGAGCUUGUAAAACAUUUGCAGAAAAGGAGGCACAUUGCGACUAUCGCAGACAAGUCAAAUUCUACGAUGAUGGCCAUGGUGUGGUGCGUGCUGCUGUAUAUCCGUUGUAUGCAAGCUUGGAGACGUUUGAACAAAAGGCAGUGUUCGAAUUGCCUCGUCAAGGUGACCGCAAGAUUGUGUUUGCGACCAAUGUUGCUCAGACAUCGGUGACAAUACCUGGUAUUCGUUAUGUCGUCGAUUCAGGCUUUGUCAAGGAAAAAUCAUUUGAUCCCAACACUGGCAUGGAUGCACUCCUGGUAACAGAAAUCAGUCAGGCAGCAGCUAUCCAGAGAGCAGGUCGUGCUGGUCGUACAGCGCCUGGUAAAGCAUACAGGCUGUACAACGAAGAGAGCUUUGAGCGCAUGGAGCCUAACACCAUACCCGAGAUCCAGCGCAGUUCUCUACUGGGAACUGUGCUCGCACUCAAGACAAUGCAAAUUGUGGAUGUCAUCAACUUUGAGUUCAUUGAUCCGCCAGAAGAGACGCUGGUACGAAACGCACUGAAACAGCUAUAUCUAUUAGGCGCCAUUGAUGAAGCCGGCAAAAUCACCAAGCUGGGUACACGCAUGAACCAUUUCCCACUAUCACCCUCUUUGGCUCGCGUGUUGCUAGCAUCUGUCAGUUUGAAAUGCAGCUAUGAAGUGGUCAUCAUCAUCAGUAUGCUGGCAGGGGAUAUGGAGCUGUUCAACUCACCACGCAAAGAGGAAGACGCUAUUGAGGCAGAGAAAUGCAAAGUCAAGCUAGCACAUCAUACAGGCGAUCAUAUGACCUGCUUGAACGUUUGGCAUGAGUGGAAAUGGCACAACAAGAGUCGACAGUGGUGCAAAGACAAUUACAUCAACUACAAGGUAUUGGAAACUGCUUCCAGUGUGCGAUCGCAGCUGAUGGAUGUCAUGGAUAAACUGGAUCUCAAGGUGAUCAAGAGCGCACUCAUUCAACGCAAAAAGAGCAGCAAAUCAAGCAAGCGUCGUGUUGGAGAGAAUGACCAUGCUGAAAGUGUAGAUCCAGUGCCUAUUCUCAAAUCUUUCUUGACGGGCUACUUUACCAAUAUCGCCAACAAGGCUGCUCAUCGUGCCGUGUUCUCACACUAUGCGCCUGACGAACAUUUGGGACAGACAUCGACCGGCGUGUCGUCCACAGCACUGGUGGCGCUCUAUCUACAUCCCUUGUGUGCUCUGUCCAACAUGUUGGAUAAGGCCAAGGUCCAAUACUCGGAACUGGAUUGGGUCAUGUAUACCAACAUUACUUACACAAACAGAGCAGUGAUGAAGGGCGUGAGUAAAAUACUAUGGGAUUGGGUCAAGCAAGGCGAAGGCCAGGCAAGAAUCAAGAAACUACCACACACGCGAUUGAACGGAGAGGCACAACCUACUGUGGAAGCAGAGGACGUGGAGGCAGCACAUAGACAGCAAGCCAUAGAACAGCAGCAGCAAAAAGAAACCGCUGCAUUAGCGGAAAUAGAGUCCAAAAAACGUAGAGCACAAGAAAUUGACAUGAUCCGUCAAAGAGCGUUGGCGAGACGAAAGAAAUAA
Molecule: messenger RNA, 2298 nt
Organism: Mucor velutinosus
Lineage: Eukaryota; Fungi; Mucoromycota; Mucoromycetes; Mucorales; Mucoraceae
Exons: 3
Coding region: 1-2298 (765 amino acids)
Biological process (GO): spliceosomal complex disassembly
Cellular component (GO): catalytic step 2 spliceosome; intracellular anatomical structure
Molecular function (GO): RNA binding; ATP binding; RNA helicase activity
Source: RefSeq, a predicted model, not a curated record